Messenger RNA from Parastagonospora nodorum SN15, 930 nucleotides. RefSeq lists its product as hypothetical. Lineage: Eukaryota; Fungi; Ascomycota; Dothideomycetes; Pleosporales; Phaeosphaeriaceae. Gene Ontology annotation, molecular function: actin filament binding; structural constituent of cytoskeleton. Gene Ontology annotation, cellular component: Arp2/3 protein complex; actin cytoskeleton. Bases 1 to 930 code for a protein of 309 amino acids. The record is from RefSeq and is a predicted model, not a curated record. The transcript has 4 exons. Gene Ontology annotation, biological process: actin filament polymerization; Arp2/3 complex-mediated actin nucleation.
AUGCUUCUCCUCGACUACCAGAACGUGCUCAUCGAGUCCCUGCUUCGAGACCGCGUGAACGGAGGAGCUGCAGCGAACAUUGACCAGGUCGUCUCCGACUUCGAUGGCGUCACAUUCCACAUCUCAACACCGGAGAGCAAGUCAAAGAUACUAGUGUCAUUGCGCAUCAAGUGCUACCAGGAAUUGGUGCAGUAUGGUGCCCAGUCAGUGCUCGAGCGCGAGUAUGGACCCUACAUUGUAGAGCCGGAGUCAGGAUACGACUUCUCGGUGCAGGUGAACUUGGAGGACCUUCCAGAGGAUCAGGGUAUGGGUGCUAACGCUCCAGCAGAGGGCAAAGAUGACCUUGUCCGACGCGUGUCCCUCCUCAAGCGCAAUGCCAUGGCCGCACCCUUCGAGCAGGCCUUUGACGAAUUCCACCAGUUGCAGGAGGAAGCCUCCAAGUAUACUUCAGAGGCCGCGCCGCAGGGUAUUGCCGAGGGCGGAGAGACACGGGCAAUCCACUACCGAGAGGAGGAAGCGAUAUACGUAAAGGCCAGCCACGACCGAGUGACAGUCAUCUUUUCAACCGUUUUCCGAGAAGAGACUGACAGGAUAUUUGGCAAGGUCUUCUUGCAGGAGUUCGUCGAUGCCAGGCGGAGAGCUAUUCAGAACGCACCACAAGUGCUGUUCAGGAAUGAGCCACCACUUGAACUGCAGGGAUUCCCGGGCAUCAGUAACUCGACCUCUGGAGAGAUUGGCUACAUCACUUUUGUCCUCUUCCCUCGCCAUCUGACAAAGCAGAGACGCGACGAAGUCAUCUCGCACAUUCAGACCUUCCGUGACUACUUCCAUUACCACAUCAAAGCGUCCAAGGCUUUUAUCCACUCUAGGAUGCGCAAGCGGACGGCCGACUUCCUCCAAGGUAUGUGCCGAUAUGUGCUAAUAAGCUGA